UCUAAACUGCAAUGAAUUUAUUCAAAUAUCAUGUAAAGAUAGUCUAACUUAAUUCCAAAAGGUAGGGGAUAAUUUUCCAAAUUCAUUGAAGAAAAUCACCGUACAUUCCCAACCAACGUGUAACUCUAACACAAAAAAAAAACAGUUAGCCCAACGAAUACAUCAACAAGACUAUUAUGAGUGACAACCAAAAGCUAUGAUAACCCCUUAUCUGAGCAGCUGUGUUAUGCUAUUCACUUUUUUCUUUUGACUCUAGCGUUUACCUGCGGCAAAAUGCAAUCCUCUUUCAAUCUUAUUCAACUUUAUAAUAUAAAAUGGAUUUUAAUAUUUGUUGUUUGAACAGGCUCACUAUAUAGACAUCUUUGGCAUGAUCACCACUCAAGCUUUUGACUUCUGAAACAACUAAUUAAUAAAUGUAACUCGCUAUGUCUUUGCUAUUUAUAAAUUCUAAUCAAGCAAGUAUAAUAUAAGUGGUGUAUCCGUGUUGAUAUUCAUUCUUGAAAAAUAUGGACAAUAUCCUCCUACUCUUCUUUGUCUUUUUUCUUCUCUUUUCAUCUGUCUAUGCAAAAUAUGAUUGCCCCCUGGAUUCCAUUUGUGGAAACAAUCGUUUCGAUAUACGAUUUCCUUUUGGAUUACAGAGGCCACAAAAUCUUCAACAUUGUACAUAUCCUGGUUUCAAUCUCAAAUGCAACAAUCAAGGCAGAGGAAUUCUAAAUCUUCCAGGUGCAGGGGAUUUCUAUGUACGCGAUAUCAACUACCUCACACAAGAAAUUCAACUCUACGAUCCAUCUAAUUGCCUUCCGAAAAGGCUUACUGAUUUUCAAAUGCCUUCUCUUUCUGUCUUCAAGUCUGUUUCCUAUCGGAACUACACUUUCUUGACUUGUUCGACAGGUUUAGUCAGGUCUCGGUUCAGUGUUAUUGAUUGUAUGAGCAAUUCUACGAUCUCCACUUUGGCUACUUCUUCAACGAGCCUUGCAAACCAAAUGAAAAGGUUGUAUAAUUGCAGUGUUAAAAGCACCGUGUCUAUUCCUGUUUCGUGGACGCCUGAAAAUGAUGCAGUUUUUUCAACUGACCUUAAUAAUGAUCUUGUGUUAACCUGGGAUGAACCAAAUUGCAAGGAAUGUGAAUUAAAACGAAAUUAUUGUGGAUUUAAAAAUGCAACUACUGGAAAAAUUCGGUGCUUUGAUGCUUCUGGAUCAGGCAAUGCAGAGAAUAUAAAAAUAUUCCGAAUUAUUGCACUAGCCUUAGUGAUACCAGCCAUCUUAUGUUCAAUGUGUGUGGCAUUUUACAUCUGUUAUGACCAAAGGCGAGAGAUCCGGCAAUCGUUGUUUGAUCUCCCGGCCACUAAUGGUGGUGGAGCAGCCGUUGUACCACAUGAAGCAGAAAUCACUACAGGCCUGGAUGAUUCAACUAUCGAGUCGUACACAAAAGUUGUUCUAGGAGAAAGUCGAAGAGUUCCAGGGAAAAAUCAUUUGACUUGCUCAAUAUGUCUAGCAGAUUACCAUCCAAAAGAGACAGUCAGAUGCAUACCUGAAUGUGAACAUUGCUUUCAUGCUGAAUGCAUUGAUGAAUGGUUAAAGAUUAAUGGGACUUGUCCUGUUUGUAGAAAUAAUCCUUCCCCUGUACAUGUUAAUUUUGUAUAGUACAUUAUUUCCCCACAUCUCUAUUCUUGUCUGUACAUCCACUUAUCUUUCAAAUUAUACAUUUUUUUUUGUUACUGAUAGAAAAAUAGGAAAAUACAAUCGAAAGAAGAAAUGAU
Molecule: messenger RNA, 1759 nt
Organism: Solanum lycopersicum (tomato)
Lineage: Eukaryota; Viridiplantae; Streptophyta; Magnoliopsida; Solanales; Solanaceae
Product: putative RING-H2 finger protein ATL21A
Molecular function (GO): polysaccharide binding
Source: RefSeq, a predicted model, not a curated record